Molecule: messenger RNA, 1344 nt
Organism: Xiphias gladius (swordfish)
Lineage: Eukaryota; Metazoa; Chordata; Actinopteri; Istiophoriformes; Xiphiidae
Gene: gpr101
Product: G protein-coupled receptor 101
Exons: 1
Coding region: 1-1344 (447 amino acids)
Biological process (GO): G protein-coupled receptor signaling pathway
Cellular component (GO): membrane
Molecular function (GO): G protein-coupled receptor activity
Source: RefSeq, a predicted model, not a curated record
AUGCAAAGCUCUCAGGCCCCCGGUAUGGGCACGAAUUUCACUGGCGUUCCCUGGGGGCCUGGUUUCGCCGACUCCAGUCAGGACCCAGUCUGGUCCUCCACUGCCAACUGCGUGGUGAAGAUGGUGCUCAUAUCUCUCAUUGUGUGUGUGUCCUUGUUCGGGAACGUGGUGGUUCUACUGGUGUUCCAGAGGAAGCCUCAGCUACUUCACGUGGCCAACCGCUUUGUCCUCAACCUCCUCUUGGCAGACCUAUUCCAGACCAUAUUGGUCAUGCCCUUUGCCAUUGCAGCCACCGUGCCAGGUGUGUGGCCCCUUGAUGCCCGACUGUGCCAGGCCCUGGUGGUGCUCAUGCACCUUUUUGCAUUUGCUGGGGUCAACACCAUUAUAGUUGUCUCUGUGGAUCGAUACCUGGCCAUCAUCCACCCUCUGUCCUAUCCCACCCGCAUGACCCCUCACCUGGGCACCAACCUGAUCAUCUGCACCUGGGUGCUCAGCUUCCUGCAGAGCACCCCUCCUCUGUAUGGCUGGGGGGUCAUUGGCUUUGACCGCUACCACAAUGUGUGCUCAGUGGUAUGGUCCUUCAGCCUGUCCUACUCUGCUGUGGUGUCCACCUUUUCUUUCUGGCUGCCUGUGCUCAUCAUGCUUGGAUGCUACUGGAUGGUGUUCAGAGCAGCUCGGAGGCAGAACGCUCUCGUGCACCCCAUACAGACACAAUCCUACUCCCAGCCCUGCCCACAGGACUUUCAGGGACCUAGCAGUCCACCGCGGCAGCCCCAGGCCCAGUCGGCAAGUUCACCUGAUGGCCCCUACUCAGCCAGAGGAUACCCUGUUCGAGUUAGGCACAGACGCUUCCAAUACCACUGCAAGGCAGCUCGUGUGGUUUUUGUGAUCAUGGCCUCAUACAUUGUCAGCAUGGGGCCUUACAGCAUACUGAAUACUAUAUCUAUGAGCACCACAGCAGUUGUACCCCCCUGGUUGUCCUCCCUUGCCCUUGUGCUCUUUUUUUUACAGUGCUGCCUACACCCCUACAUUUAUGGUUACAUGCACCGUAGUGUGAGGAAGGAAUUCCUUGCUCUGCUCUGUGGCCUGUUCUGCAAACAGGGCCGUCCCAGCCAGAGCUCUGCCGCAGAGAGCUGCUUCACUACUACAGAGGGACGCUCAGGUGCCCACCCCCACCUGCCCAGCCUGGCUGGUCGAGUCCUCCCUCUGCGGACUUGGGAAGAAUGCACAACAUCCUCCACUUCCACCUUUGAGAGGAAGUCAAGGGACAGCCGUAAAGAGACCACUUCCACCAGCGUCACCUCUGAGAGGGAGCUCACAGUCCACAGCAAACAAAGCACAUAA